UUGGGAGAAAGUUUGUGUGCGGGAUGUGGUGUACCGGCGGUGAGCGCUGUGCUCCGGGGAUAAUGAGCUGAUCCCGUGUGUGAGACACACCUUGCUGUUAGUGCCCCCUCCGGUGCAGACAUGUGGGACCCCAGGGAGUUCGAGCAGCACUGGCGGGCGGAAUUUCCCGGUGAAGAAGCCCCGGUGAUGCAGCUGAGCUCGGUGGACGAUAUGCGGCAGGAGCUGGAGCGCUGCAAGGAGAACCUCAAGCGGCUGCAACAGGUUCUGGCCGAGGAGAAGUUUAAAGCAGUCUACCUGGAGAGCGCCCUGUCCCGGCGGCCGAAGCCCCUGCCCCGGCUGCGCUCCAAGGUCCCCCCGCCGCCUCCUCCGAAGCGGGUGUCCGUCAGAGACCUUGUACCUCCGCCGCCGCAGCCUCCGGUUGUCGCGGCGCCACCUGCCCCCGACCGAGACUACGAAGAUGAAGGAGGCACCACCGAGAGCUUCGUCCUGGGGAACCUUCUGAGCAGCCUGGAGGGGCCGGGGAGAGGCUUGUUACCAGUGCCCCACGGGGACUCCCCCAGACACAGCUCCCCGGAGAGGAGCAGCAAUGGCUACCUGAGCUCCGACCGGGAGGACGACGACUCUGUAGAUUUCAACUACGGCACCGACGGGUACGACGCCGAAGGGAAUGAGGAGCAGAAAAGCUCUCGUGAGGGGUCAGAAACUAUGCCCUACAUCGAUGAAUCCCCCACAAUGUCCCCACAGCUCAGUGCCAGGAGUCAAGACAGCGUGGAUGGGGUCUCGCCUACUCCCACAGAGGGCUUACUUCCUGAGGGAGAAAGCGAAUCUGAUAAAGGGCUGUUAAUGCGAAAACUUGUCCUGUCUGGGGUCCUGGCAAGUGAGGAGAUCUAUAUUAACCAGCUGGAAGCACUGCUGUUGCCAAUGAAGCCUCUAAAAGCCACUGCUACAACCUCCCAGCCAGUUCUAACCAUGCAGCAAAUAGAUGCCAUAUUUUACAAGGUCCAGGAUAUCUAUGAGAUCCACAAGGACUUCUAUGACAACCUCUGCCCCUGUGUGCAAGAAUGGGAUAACAAAACCACGGUUGGACACCUAUUCCAAAAACUGGUCAGUCAGCUUGGAGUGUACAAGGCCUUUGUGGAUAACUACAAAUCUGCCCUGGAGACGGCGGAGAAGUGCAGCCAGUGUAAUAACCAGUUUAAUAAAAUCUCAGAGAAUCUGAAGGUGAAAGGGCCCAAGGACUCCAAGGAGCAGCCGACGUCUGUUACCAUGGAAGCUCUGCUCUACAAGCCUAUUGAUCGUGUGACACGGAGUACCUUAGUGCUUCAUGACCUUUUGAAGCAUACACCUGUUGACCACCCUGACUAUCCAUUAAUACAAGAUGCCCUUCGCAUCUCCCAGAAUUUUCUGUCUAGUAUCAAUGAAGACAUUGAUCCACGGAGAACUGCAGUGACAACACCAAAGGGCGAGACCCGACAACUGGUAAAAGAUGGUUUCAUGGUUGAACUUUCCGAAAACUCCCGCAAACUGCGGCAUCUUUUCUUGUUUACAGAUCUCUUGCUUUGUGCCAAGCUUAAGAAGGCAGCUGUUGGGAAACACCAGCAGUAUGACUGCAAGUGGUACAUCCCGCUGGCUGAUCUGGUGUUCCCCUCCUUAGAGGAGUCAGAGCCCAUCCCACAGCUGCACGCCACUCCUGACCAUGAGAUAGAGGAAAUGAAGGCAAAGAUAUCCGUUCUGAAAAGUGAGAUCCAAAAAGAAAAGAAGUCCAAUAAAGGAUCAAGUCGCGCUAUUGAAAGGCUGAAGAAGAAAAUGUUUGAGUAUGAAUCCUGGCUUCUGCUCUUCUCCCCCACAAUUCCAUUCCGAAUCCAUAACAAGAAUGGCAAGAGCUAUCUGUUCCUUCUGUCAUCAGAUUACGAGAGGUCAGAGUGGAGGGAAGUCGUUCAGAAGCUGCAGAAGAAAGACCUUCAAGCUUUUGCACUCAGUUCUUUGGAGCUCCAGGUGCUUACUGGAUCCUGCUUCAAACUGCGCACAGUACACAACAUGCCUAUAAUCAGCAAUAAGGAUGAUGAUGAAUCUUCUGGACUGUAUGGUUUUCUGCACGUGAUUGUUCACUCUGCCAAAGGCUUCAGCCACUCUGCCAAUCUGUACUGCACACUAGAAGUGGACUCAUUUGGCUAUUUUGUCAGCAAAGCUAAAACCAGAGUGUUUCGGGACACUACAGAACCGGAUUGGAAUGAGGAAUUUGAAAUUGAGCUGGAGGGUUCUCAGUGCCUGCGGAUCUUGUGCUAUGAAACGUGCUAUGACAAAAGCAAACUCAACAAAGACAACAACGAGAUUGUGGACAAGAUCAUGGGCAAGGGACAGAUCCAGCUGGAUCCUCAAGCCGUGCAAAGCAAGAACUGGCACGUGGAUGUGAUCGAGAUGAACGGGAUUAAAGUGGAGUUUUCCAUGAAGUUUAGCAGCCGCGAUAUGAGCUUGAAAAGGACGCCCUCCAAAAAGCAGACGGGUGUUUUUGGAGUUAAAAUCAGCGUGGUAACAAAGCGGGAAAGAUCCAAGGUGCCAUAUAUUGUCCGUCAAUGUAUAGAGGAGGUGGAGAAACGUGGCAUUGAGGAGGUUGGGAUUUACAGAAUAUCUGGAGUGGCCACAGAUAUCCAGGCCUUGAAGGCUGCAUUUGAUGCCAAUAAUAAAGACAUUCUGAUGAUGCUUAGUGACAUGGACAUCAAUGCCAUCGCUGGAACAUUAAAACUUUACUUCCGGGAGCUCCCAGAACCUCUCCUUACAGACAAGCUGUAUCUGGCAUUUAUGGAAGGGAUCGCUCUGUCUGAUCCAGCUGCCAGGGAAAACUGCAUGAUGCACCUCCUGCGAUCCCUGCCCGAGCCCAAUCUUAUGACCUUCCUCUUCUUGCUUCAGCACUUAAAAAGAGUUGCAGAGAAAGAGCCAAUUAACAAGAUGUCACUCCAUAACUUGGCCACUGUCUUUGGCCCCACAUUGCUUAGACCCUCUGAAGUGGAAAUUAAAGGUCACCCAAACCUGGCAUCCGAUAUCUGGUCACAUGAUGUUAUGGCACAGGUCCAGGUUCUCCUUUAUUACUUGCAGCAUCCUCCAAUUAGUUUUUCGGAGCUGAAGAGGAACACUCUGUACUAUUCUACAGACGUGUGAGCCUGAACCUCCACCUCACAGGAGAAGAGCAAGCAAGCAAAAGACGUUCGGAGGAAAGAGUAGAAUCCCACAACCCAGAGCACCCCCCAACUUGCUCCUGUGCAUUUCUCUAAUCCUUUUGUACAGAAAAGUGGAAACAAAAAAGUAAACGAGCCAGCACUGUGCUCCCCUUGUUACAAGCUGUAUUUUGUAUAUUGGUUUUCAGGCAUUAUUCUCUGUAGGAGCACACGGCCCAGGCGGAGCAGAGCUUUGGAGAACUUUUUCUUCUUGUUAUCCACAUUCCUUGAUGUGAGUGAAUGGUUUGAGAAAUUCUUUACAACUCUGCUGACCCAAAGGGUCUUUUAACCUGCCCUAUUUCCCAAUACCUUGUGCUGGAGACUGCAAACUGUACUGUAACCUCCCUCCCCUUGGGGACCACAGGGGCCCAAAAUGGAUUGUUUGAUGAGUGCCCCCCCCCCUCCACAUGGAGAGUGGAGGUUGAGAAACAUUUGGAUGCUCAGUUCUGCGAUAUUUUCCUUCAUAGACUUGGCAGAAUAUGAGCAGACUGUCUGUCCUAAACAUUUUUAAUCCUAAACCGUUGCCAUGAAGUUCUCUUCUACGCUCGUCUUCUAUCGUGAAUGAAAAGUGCUUUUGGUCCAUUUUCUUUUCCUGGUGGAUACGUCACUUGUGAUUUUGCUGCUUUCAGAAGGUGGUACAUUUCUUGUUACUCCGCUGGGCAUGAGGAACUAUACAGCCACCGGCGAGGUGGCACAUCUGACCUGGAAUCAUAUACAUUAGAUGCAGAGAAGUCAGCUGUCCCACAAUAAAGCCAAGCACACAUGGUCCCUGCAAAAAUUAGAUUUAACUAUUGAGUAAUGUUGUGUUUUCCAUCCUUUCUUACUCCACUAUACAAACGAAUCUAUACUGCCAGUAUACUGCACGCCCAGUGUGGUCUCCACAAUCUCCACUUGGGCACCAUAUUGUCCUGGGGCACGCAGGUUUCAAUGCUCUUCAUGCUUGAAGUGAUUACAACUCUACUCUAAGGUACAUGAAAACCUUUCUAAGGUCUAGAUUGGAGACAGUGGAGGGGGUAAAUACAUUCAAGUGUGAUGGUAAAUCUGUAUACUAGGACUGGAUAAUUGUGAUAUAAAAAAUGAAUAUUCCAUUUUUGAGUCCAUAUAACACAAGCCCUUCUCGGCUUUGGACAAGAGCUUUUGUUAGGUUCCUCGACAAUAAGCUGAUCAGAGGGUGUCCUGCUGUUAGGACCUCCAGCAGUAAGUGUUCAGUUCUCCUGUAGCACAAGGGGUUGUCUAGAAUCGGAAAAACACGCCUGCGCCAUAUCUGUCCAUGCGUUGUCUCAUAUUAACAGCUCAGCUCCAUUGCAGUAAUAGAGGCUGAGCUGCAGUAUCAUCCAAAACGUGUGGGUAGAUGUGGUGCUGAUUCUUCAAGAAAGCGGUCAUGUUUUUCUAGUCCUGGACAACCCCUUUAA
Molecule: messenger RNA, 4624 nt
Organism: Bufo bufo (common toad)
Lineage: Eukaryota; Metazoa; Chordata; Amphibia; Anura; Bufonidae
Gene: ABR
Product: ABR activator of RhoGEF and GTPase
Exons: 23
Coding region: 121-3156 (1011 amino acids)
Biological process (GO): protein phosphorylation; intracellular signal transduction; positive regulation of GTPase activity
Cellular component (GO): membrane
Molecular function (GO): guanyl-nucleotide exchange factor activity; protein serine/threonine kinase activity; GTPase activator activity
Source: RefSeq, a predicted model, not a curated record